AUGGAGGCGGCAGGCAGAGCGGGGCAGGAGAUGAGCCUGGCGACCUUAUGGUGGCACUACCCCUUCAUCACCGGCAUCGCCGAUGUGACCGGCCAGGUCGCGCUCUACAGCUUCACCCCUAAUGACAACGAGUGGGAGAAAACCGACAUAGAAGGGACCUUAUUUGUGUAUAAAAGAAAUGCCAGCUUGUCAAUUUACAGUAUUUGGUUUUAUGACAAGAAUGACUGUCAUCGAAUAGCAAAACUCAUGGCUAAAGUAGUUGAACAAGAAGCUCAGAGAUCACAGCAAGUUUCUCAGGACAGAAAAAGUCCCAGCAGGACCUAUGGCUGCAAUGAAAACAGGCCCAUUGACAUCCUAGAAAUGCUUAGUAAAGCCAAGGAUGAAUAUGAACAAAAUCAGAUUAGUGAUCUAAGUAUUAUAUCAAGUUCUGGAAUGCAACAGAAUUCAAAUCCUCCAAAGCCAGAAAGCACAGAGCCUUCAGAACAGAGGCCUUCAUUACAAGUGCAGGAGCAGCCAUUUCAGUCAAGGCAGAAGCAUCUGACUUUGGGAGAACUGUUUGGAACUUCUGUCCAAAAGGAACAGCCUGCAGCUCCAUAUUCCAAUCCAGAGAGAAUGGAGAAACUGCAGACAGAUGCAUCUGCCAGAGAGCAGCACAGUUUGCUUUUGCCUUUUUCCUUUGACCAGUCACCAGUAAUGCAACAAUCCCUGGGGAAAUCUGAAAGUCCGAGCGUUAAACCCAGUGCCAAUCAGCAGGACUGUUUAGCACCUAUGAUAACACCUCCAGCUUCGGUUUCCCAGCCUGAUAUGAAAAACGUUUCAAGCUAUUCAGUUCAUUUAGGCCCUGUUCUUAAUUCAGCCUCGACAAUGGAAGCUGCCCCUGCUCAGAUGCUUCCUGGCCUCAAACAAAGCAACAGUCUAAUGCAAGUUAUGCAGCAAGCUGCCAAGCCCAUACCCCCACUGGUCAAUCAGCCGCCAUCUGAAGUGAACCACGCUCCACAGAAUCUAAUGGCUGGCCAAAGCCAGCUCAUAGCACCCUUGACUACAGCAAACACAGGGACUAUCUCAAAUGCAUCUCAUACAAGUGUUGAUCUUCUCCAGAAACUCAGGUUGACCCCACAGCAUGACCAAACACAACAACAGUCUCUCCCUAAGACUCCUUUAACACCAAACAUCUCUGCCUCGGUUGGCCAACUUGCAACACCAAAAAGCUUCAAAGAGUCUCAUGGUAAACCAUCAGCCUUGAACAGCAAGAUAAUCUCUCCUCUUCAGGUUGCACCUCCAGUUGUUACAGCCACAACGACAGUAACGCCUUCAGUGCUCUUGUCUCCAAGUGUGUUCCAGCAAUAG
Messenger RNA from Poecile atricapillus (Black-capped chickadee), 1347 nucleotides. RefSeq names its product mRNA-decapping enzyme 1A-like. Gene Ontology annotation, cellular component: P-body. Gene Ontology annotation, biological process: positive regulation of catalytic activity; deadenylation-dependent decapping of nuclear-transcribed mRNA; deadenylation-independent decapping of nuclear-transcribed mRNA. The record is from RefSeq and is a predicted model, not a curated record. NCBI's taxonomy places the organism in Eukaryota, Metazoa, Chordata, Aves, Passeriformes, Paridae. Gene Ontology annotation, molecular function: mRNA binding; enzyme activator activity.